Messenger RNA from Nicotiana tabacum (common tobacco), 2213 nucleotides. The record is from RefSeq and is a predicted model, not a curated record. NCBI's taxonomy places the organism in Eukaryota, Viridiplantae, Streptophyta, Magnoliopsida, Solanales, Solanaceae.
UACCCUGGGUUCGUGACUCAACGUUUUUAUCGAUGAGCAGUUGAUGCGAAAGUUGUUCCACGUGGCAGAUGUACGGCCAACCUGGCAGGGAGGAUAUGGGCCCACCAGUUGUCGAGUAACCGGGUCUUAAGGUAGUUUCUGAGACAGAAACCUGGUACUGGCAGUGCAUCUACGGGGCUUUUACCGUUAGCGCCAGUAACUUGUAUAAAGAAGUGGGGGUUUAAGACAUACAUGCGGUGGUUUAUUUCUCAGGGUUUUUCUUUGGCCAUGAACAACAAACAAAACAUUGGAUGGUUCAUCAUUACAGGGGCUCUUCUUUGUUAGACUAUGUGGUGCAGUUGACCGCAGGAGUUGUGUAGCAUGAAGUUUUUAUACUGUAAAAAUACUGCUGUUUUUUUGUGUUCGCUGAAUAUUUCUUGGGAUGGUUUCUGAGAUAUGGUGUUGCAGAAGAGGUUGGACUAUGGAUUCAAUGGCUAUCAGGUGCCUCCUAUACCUCGAGCUACCAGAUCGGCAAGGAGAAUGGGCAUUAUUAGGAGGAAAGCUGAUGGCGAUGGAACAUGUCCCUUUGACUUGUUAGCUACUGUAGCUGGCAAGUUAUUGGGGGAGGGAGAGAGCUCGCCUGAUUCUACGUGUUCUCCUAGAGGGAAGGAGCAAAAUGCAAUUGUGAAAGAUGAGAAGAUAAAAGAAAAAUCUUAUGCUGAAGGUUGUUAUGAGCGGGGGUUCUUCAUUUCUGAGCUUGUCUCACAAGCUCCAGUUGUAAAUCGUUCUUUAAGUGAACUGCCACAUGCUCAAAAUGAUACCAUCUCUGGACCUGCAUCUGUCACUAUGAGUUCUGAUUGCUCAGAGAAGCUCCCCUUUGCUAAACAAUUUGUCAAUGGUGAAACAAGGGAGGAGGAACAUGGAGUCUUUUCAAGUUGUAUAUUAGACACAGAAAGUGAUAAACAGAUUAAAAUUGAGCUGUCAAAUAAUGCUAAAGUUUCUACAACUAAGGGGGCUGCAAUUUCCAGUUCAGAGUUCCCUGAUGUUUGGGAUAAGAAACCUUCAACACUACUUGUUACUUCAGAUGAUAGUGUAAAAUUAUCUUUGUCUCCGUAUCCUGCUCCUUGUAGGGCCUUUCCGGUGAUCCGGAAUGAUGUAAAGUUAGAUAAUAGAGAUGAUGAUGAAAACUUUGGGUGCACUCAACCAAGCACCCCAAAUAAGGCAUCUGGGUCAGCACCACGUGUACGAGAUCGCCCAAUUAAGAAGUUACUAGCUUCCAAAUAUUGGGAAGAAAAUCUAAAAUCUGACAAUGAGGGGCAUGCCAAUACUGGUGGGAAAACAAUGCAUGCUUACCACAACAGAAACAGUGCCCACCAAAGGUCUCAGAGGGAUUUUCCUUUCAAGAAAAGAAAGCUCUUCAAAUGUGGCUCCUUCUCUAAUUCUGAUGGAGAGAUGAGUACCGAUGGAAUUUGUAGUUCUCCAACCAGUGACUUACAUGGAAAUGCUUCCGGUUAUAGUAAAGCAUCUUCGGGAGGCGGUGCAGCAGCUGGGACGUCAGUCUUCAAUGGAGGUCGUGCAUCCUUCAAGCCUAGUGAUUCCUGUGUUAAAUUUAGAAUCAAAUCCUUCAGGGUUCCUGAUCUUUUUGUCGAGAUUCCAGAAAAUGCAACUGUUGGUUCUUUAAAGAGGACCGUAAUGGAAGCAGUGACUGCUAUACUUGGUGGUGGACUACGUAUCGGUGUGGUUUUUCAGGGUAAGAAGGUUAGAGAUGAUAACAAAACCUUAUUGCAGACUGGAAUUUCUCAUGAUUACGAGCUUGAUGCUCUGGGCUUCUCACUGGAGCCCAAUCCCAUUCAAGCUUCUCCACCUCUUGGUCCAGAUUGGCGUUCUUGUGUCCUUCCUUGUGAUACACCUCAACCACUAACAAGGUGCCUAUCUCCUGCUAUUACUGGCAUUCAUCAGGGGAGAUCUGAUGAUCAUACAGGAACAAGUUUGAAUAAUUUUGUUGAAAGUGAUCGUGAUUCAGCUCCAUCUCCUCAUUACGCAGCAUUGGAGAAAAUUUCUGCAAAUUCAAGAGCAUUGGUUCCAGUAACUGCGGUAAAUGCAGAAGCCUUGGCCGUAGUUCCAUUGCUGAAGCCCAAGCGAUCUGAGGCCACACAGCGUCGAAUCCGUAGACCUUUUUCUGUUGCGGAAGUGGAAGCACUUGUUCAAGCUGUUGAGAAGCUUGGAACAGGAAG